Messenger RNA from Amaranthus tricolor (Joseph's coat), 971 nucleotides. RefSeq names its product 60S ribosomal protein L22-3-like. Gene Ontology annotation, cellular component: ribosome. NCBI's taxonomy places the organism in Eukaryota, Viridiplantae, Streptophyta, Magnoliopsida, Caryophyllales, Amaranthaceae. The record is from RefSeq and is a predicted model, not a curated record. The transcript is spliced from 3 exons. The coding region runs from base 171 to 545 and encodes 124 amino acids. Gene Ontology annotation, biological process: cytoplasmic translation. Gene Ontology annotation, molecular function: RNA binding; structural constituent of ribosome.
AGCCCAUACCUACAUGAUUUCACAAAGCCCUAAAAACCUCUUCCAUGGACAUUUUCUCUAUAUAAUAUUGUUAACGGUUAACCCUAUUAGUCUUUUCAUUUCGAUUUCUCCAAUUCACGCCGGCUCCAUUCCCUCACAUUCCUCCAUUCCAAUCAUAGAAGACUGAGAAGAUGUGUCGAGGAGCAGUAGCCGGUGCCAAAGGCAAGAAGAAGGGUGCUUCCUUCACAAUCGAUUGUACAAAGCCUGUUGAAGAUAAAAUUAUGGACAUUGCUUCUCUUGAGAAGUUUUUUCAGGAGAGAAUCAAGGUUGGUGGUAAGGCGGGUGCGCUCGGAGAUACGGUUACAGUUACUCGUGAGAAGAGCAUGAUUACUGUUAAAUGUGACAGUAAUUUCUCCAAGAGGUACUUGAAGUAUUUGACCAAAAAAUACUUGAAGAAGCAUAAUGUGCGAGAUUGGCUUCGUGUCAUUGCGUCUAACAAGGAUCGCAACGUAUAUGAGUUGCGGUAUUUUAACAUUGGUGAGAAUGAAGCUGAGGAAGAAGAGUAGACUUUGGAGAUUUUGCCUAGAAUUUAACUUCAACAAAGCAACACAUCAAUUAAAAGACUUGCUGAAUUGCGAAUAUUCUCACUUGUUCAUCUUAUUUGCUAUAACGAAUUUAUUUACUGUUUUAUGUACUUUAUUUGUUGGAUUUUGUUGGUUUUUUUGAAGUUAUGGUUUAAUGAUUUUAGGAUUUUUUAAAUUAGAUUCUUUUGGUUUAGGGUUUAUUAUGUUUUUAAUAUGUUUGAUGGAUGAGUGAAUAUACUUUGAAGGGCUGAACUCAACACGAAAAUAUCAGGAAGGGUUAGGUGUUAAAAUAUUGAGAAAGAGAUGAUCGUUAGAGGUCCACACAAUUUUCAUGGACCAUACGACUAGUUAUGAAUAAAACGGUCUUUGUCCACCACUAUAUCAACUCGAAUUCUUAGAUGCAUAUUU